Molecule: messenger RNA, 4523 nt
Organism: Octodon degus (degu)
Lineage: Eukaryota; Metazoa; Chordata; Mammalia; Rodentia; Octodontidae
Gene: Nexn
Product: nexilin F-actin binding protein
Exons: 14
Coding region: 337-2502 (721 amino acids)
Biological process (GO): mitochondrial fusion
Source: RefSeq, a predicted model, not a curated record
GCUGGGGUGGGCACGGCUGGUCCUCCCCGGCUCGGGCUCGGGGCUGCUCCGGCCGCGAUCCCCGCGUCCGACCCCACGCCCGGCUUGCGCCCCUGCGCCCGGGCUGCGUGGGGAGUCCCGGGGUCCCCUGCGCGGGCUGCCGGCUCCGACCUGACCCCGGGGAAGCCAGGGGUGGGGGGGUCGUGAUCGAACAGGUGUGGUGUCCACGCGGGGCCUAAGUGGGGGUGUGCGCCCGAGGUGUCCCCGCGGGGUCCCCACGCGGUCUCCAGCCGAGGGCUCCAGUGGGGGACGCCACGCGGGGUCCCACGGGUUGGCGGAAGGACCCUUGGCUUAGAGAUGAGAGCCCACCUGCCCGCGAGAAGUGUAACGCGUCCUUCUACACGCGUGGAAGGGGUUAUCAUUGGCAUUUGUGAGAAAAAGAACCAGGUGGAAAGGUGCAGAAAUACCCAAAGAAUCAUCUGCCUAAAACCACGCAGAGCAAACAUGAACGAUAUUUCCCAAAAGGCGGAGAUUCUGCUUUCUUCGUCUAAACCUGUCUCCAAGUCCUAUGUGCCCAAACUUGGCAAGGGUGAUGUAAAAGAUCAAUUUGAAGCCAUGCAGAGGGCCAGGGAAGAAAGGAACCAGAGGCGAUCUAGAGACGAAAAGCAAAGAAGAAAAGAACAGUACAUUAGAGAGAGAGAGUGGAACAGGAGAAAGCAGGAGAUUAAGGACCUGCUUGCUUCUGAGGAGGAGGAAGUAUCUUCCAAAGUCGAAAAGGCUUAUGUGCCCAAGCUGACAGGUACUGUGAAAGGCAAAUUUGCUGAAAUGGAGAAACAGAGGCAAGAAGAACAAAGGAAGAGGACAGAGGAGGAGCGGAGACGCAGAAUCGAGCAGGAUAUGUUAGAAAAGAGGAAAAUCCAGCGGGAGCUGGCCAAAAGGGCUGAGCAGAUUGAGGACACACACAGUUCGGCAACUGAAUCAGGAUCAGAGGAAGGAGAUGAGUCACUGCUCAUCACAGUGGUACCUGUCAAAUCAUACAAAACAUCUGGAAAAACGAGGAGGUUUGAGGAUCCAGAAAAAGCAGAGAAGGAAAGACUCACAUGUGACGAAGACACAGUAGGACACGAAGAACAGCGAUGCUCUCUCAAGGAAGCCAAGUGCCUCUCGUCGGUCAUGGAUGAUGAAAUGGAAAGCGAAACGAGGAAAGAAUCACGUUUUCCUGGAAAACUGAAGUUGACUUUCGAAGAACUGGAGCGACAAAGACAAGAAAACCGAAAGAAGCAAGCAGAAGAGGAAGCCAGACAGCGCUUAGAGGAAGAGAAACGAGCCUUCGAAGAAGCCAGGCGGCAGAUGGCAAAUGAAGAGGAGGACAACCAAGACCCCAAAAAAACGUUUCACGAGUACCGUCCCGGUAAACUCAAACUCAGUUUUGAGGAAAUGGAAAGACAGCGGAGAGAAGAGGAAAGAAGGAAAGCAGAAGAAGACGCCCGGAGGAGAAUAGAGGACGAAAAGAGGGCCUUUGCGGAAGCGAGGAGGAGCAUGGUAGCAGAUGAUGAUUCUCCAGAGCUAUAUGCAACAAUCUCUCAAGAAUCUCUUACACCGGGAAAACUGGAAAUUAAUUUUGAAGAAUUAUUAAAACAAAAAAUGGAAGAAGAAAAACGACGAACAGAAGAAGAAAGGAAGCAUAAGCUAGAAAAGGAAAAACAAGAAUUUGAACAACUGAGACAAGAAAUGGGAGAGGAAGAAGAAGAAAGUGAAACUUUUGAACUAAGCAGAGAAUAUGAAGAAUUAAUCAAAUUAAAAAGAAGUGGUUCUAUUCAAGCUAAAAACCUAAAAAGCAAGUUUGAGAAAAUCGGACAAUUGUCUGAAAGAGAAAUACAGAGAAAGAUAGAAGAGGAGAGAGCGAGAAGGAGAGCAACAGACCUUGAAAUUAAAGAGCGAGAAGCUGAGAACUUCCACGAGGAGGAAGACGUUGAUGUGAGGCCUGCAAAAAAAAGUGAGGCUCCAUUUACUCAUAAAGUGAAUAUGAAAGCUAGAUUUGAACGGAUGGCUAAGGCAAGAGAAGAGGAAGAGCAGAGGAGAAUCGAAGAACAGAAGUUACUGCGAAUGCAGUUUGAGCAAAAAGAAAUUGAUGCAGCAUUACAGAAGAAAAGAGAUGAAGAGGAUGAGGAUGAGGAGAGCAGCAUCAUCAACGGCUCUACUAUUGAAGACGAAGAGCAAGGCAGGUCAGGGGCUCCAUGGUUCAAGAAGCCUCUGAAAAACACAUCAGUCGUAGACAGUGAGCCCAUCCGAUUAACUGUAAAAGUAAUGGGAGACCCCAAGCCAGAAAUUACCUGGUUGUUAGAGGGAGAGCUACUACAGGACGGAGAAGACUAUCAGUAUAUUGAACGAGGAGAAACUUACUGCCUCUACUUACCGGAAACUUUCCCAGAAGACGGAGGAGAGUACAUGUGUAAAGCAGUCAAUAAUAAAGGCUCUGCAGCUAGCACCUGUAUCCUUACCAUUGAAACUGACGACUACUAGGCUUUCUCUUUCCUCUGGAACGGUCUUUCUCCCCCCAACUUUCUUACUACAUCCAUCUUUUCUGUGGCUGGGCCAAAAAUAGAAACCAGAAUCGCCACUAGCUUGAUCUAAUUCCUUUUCCUAAGUUUUCACACCAGAAGCUCAUCUAAAGAACACCUUUUCCAAGUGAGCAGAUCUGUCACCGUAUUCUGCAGAAGUCAAUAAAGUGCAUCUAAGGGAGAUGGGAAAUUUAUCCCAUUAUUUGACAAACUAAUAAAAAGUGUACUUUCCAAUUUUAUAUCAAUUAUAUUUUUUAACGUAUACAUUACUUUGCAUGAAAGAAUGUCAUUUAUGAACUUCUACAGCUAAACUAUGAACUAGCUAAGGUAAUGAAAUUGGAAGCUACAGAUGAGUGGACUUUUUCACAGUAGUACAUAAUUUGACUGUGGUACCUUCAGUUCAGUUCUGAAGCAGGUAUGUUAAGGGGGGAAAAGUAUCAUUCUUUUCAGGGGAAAUGUAACAGAAACAGCAGGAUGUUUAAGAAACUGUCACACAAAAUUUGAUAGAAACCAGUGUUCUGAAUAUUUAAUAUAUACUAUUCAAAUGUGUAAUACACAGACUUAAGACAAAAUACUUGUGAUCUUGUUUGAAAAAAAUAUAUUUUAAUGAGAAAAUUUUGUAUUGAUAGUUCAUGUAGGAUAAAAGAUUUUUUAGUAUCACUGAAGGUUUUAAGAUCUAAGAGGAUUAGACUUAGUCAUGCAGCCUUCAAUUUAAAAUCUUCAGUCUUCAAAAUAAAUUUGUAAAUAACCAGCUAUCCUCUGAGUUGUUUUAUAUUUUAAUUUUCUGAAAGACAAUUUUAUUUUAGUGUGAAGCCAUAAUAAAGCAACUUGUGUACUAAAGGGGAGAAAAUGGAUCUUUUCUCAAAGCGUUGUGUGAUCAAAUGCUUAUUGGUAAUGUAUGUACACCUUUAAGGGCAAAUAUAAGGCAAAACAAACCUUUUACUACAUGUAUCAAAGACACAAAGUACUCAUAUAAUAUUUGUCAAUGUACAUUUAUUUUUUUAUUGAGACCAUAACGAAUACAAAAUUACAGCAAUCAUGUGCCCCUUACAUACAAUGUCAUUAAAGUAAACUCUAAGCCACAGUUGUAAAGUAUUCAAUUUACCUCAAGUCCAAGCUGCAUCUCCCUAAGACACUGUUCCCAUCACAGUAGCCAUUUUAAGCCAAUCUUCUUUUUACACACGGGUAGUUUCUGUAGAGAACACUUUUCUCAGGACGAAAAUGCAUUGAGCAUGCAUAAGAAAAGAAUAUAUAUAUAUUCUCAAAUACAUUUAAUAGUUUCUUUAGGGAUAUUACCAAAGAAAUAAAACCCUGGGAUUUGCUUUGUAAAAGCACCAAUUAAAAAAAUCCCUCAAAAGUUUAUGUUGUGGUAAGAAGUGACUGAUAAAUAAAAAGUAAGGUUAUUUUCAGAGUCAAAAUUAUCUUCAGGUAUUGUUAAAUGCAUUUUAAAAUGAGGCAGCAUUUGAGACAAGAGAACAAAAAUAAGACAUCCUCACUGAUGACUGAAUUCUGUAUUACUCUAGAGAUAACUUUCCAGACAGAAUUAGUUCUACUGGCAGAAUAGUCAAACAAAUAAAAUAUUACCACUUUUUAAUAUACUACUUCCUUCUCAAGGUACUCUACUUCUACUCCAAUUCACCCUUAUUAACUACCAAGAUGUUUAAGGAUGUAUUUUACAGUGCUAAUGAACAACUAGCAUCAGAAUCUCUAGUUUUAACAUUAAAACCAUUUUCAUCAAUUAAAAAAAGGUACUUCCUCAUUUCUGAAACAAAACACAGAAGUAUAUCACCACACUAAGAUGUCUUUUAAAAAGUUUUCAAAUUUUUGCUUAAGUGCUAAAUCAAAUAAAUCAAUUUAAUUUCAAUCUAAACUAAACAUUUCUUUUUUUAACCACUCCUAAAUAUACACUGCAUUCAAGUUAACUGGCUCACCUUUUCGGCUUUCCAUGCCAUGUAUUUCAAAGUUAAGAUUAGUGCCAUUAAA